This is a messenger RNA of Pseudogymnoascus verrucosus, 225 nucleotides long. RefSeq lists its product as uncharacterized. Gene Ontology annotation, biological process: outer mitochondrial membrane organization. Lineage: Eukaryota; Fungi; Ascomycota; Leotiomycetes; Thelebolales; Thelebolaceae. The transcript has 3 exons. The coding region runs from base 1 to 225 and encodes 74 amino acids. The record is from RefSeq and is a predicted model, not a curated record.
AUGUGGAAGAAGGAGGCAACUGUCGAAGCUAUCCACCCGUUGCCCGAUAUAGCAUCCUCUAAUUUCCCAAAUCUACGCCGCCUCUUUGUGGAGGCUCGCACCGAUGCUGAAGAAAGUACCUACUCGAGGACAGCUUUCUACAACCUUGUGCUGUUCCUAUCUUCAGUCACUGUCUUCAGUCUUGCUGCUCAACGCGUCAGGGGUGGGAAAGUCACAGCUCCAUGA